CGUUGUGUUAACACAUCGUAGUGAUAAUUUAAUUUUUGGAAGGAAAUGGACUAAUAAUGCCAUCGGCAACAGUAGGGUUAUGAGGGAUAAGAUCGGCUCUAUGAAAACGCAGGGUAGGCGACGGGAAGAAUACUGUGUUCGUGGCCUGGCAGGGUGUGCAAUUUUUUAUGGUUCAGGUUACUUUUUAAACAAUUUGAUUGGUGCAGUCUAUGUUAACAAAUCACUAGAUACUGUAAAAUUGUCAUACAUUGAUUUCUGGGGACAGAGAAUGAACAUGGAAUGCCCAAUAAAUGACAUUGUCCCUCUCUCUGAUCAGCCCAUCGAAAAGAAAUUAUUUAAGAUGACAAAGGUAGAGCUUCAUUCUUCACCUCAAAAAUUGAAGAUUGCCACUGAACAUGGUGUAAUUCUCCUGAAUCGUGCUUUUGAUAAUGUCUUUUUUAGAGUUAACUCUAAUAUUCAGAAGAAUUCUCAACAUCAAGAAAAAUAAAUUGAUUAAAUUUUAACAUUAAUGACACACCACCCUAAGAAUUCCCCUCAUAAUAUUUAAGAAUAAACAGAAACCAGUUUUGGUUUUAACAAAACUUGUUUAACAAAUCUGAGGACUGUUAAAUUAUUUUGUUCUAGAACAUGUAAGAACCUUAGAUAUUUUCAUAUACUGUUUAUUUAUUAUUUUGAACUGUUAUGUACAAUUAUAUCAUCUAUUGAGAGAAACUUUUUGUAGUGAAGACUCCAAAAUAAAGAAGUUUGUUACAUUACAAGAAAAUGUAUGUUCAACAUAGUUCUUUUGAAUAAUUAAAUUUUCUUUCCUUUGUUGUUCUGGCAAAUAUAAAUUAACUUAUUUUUUUCUGUUGACCAUUGCCCAUUGAUGUAUGUUUAAGCAAGACUUUUCCUACCUCAUCUUCAAUUGGUGGGGUGUGGAGUUCCUACCUCAUCUUCAAUGUUUGUAAUCUUAAAAAUAAAAACUGGAUUUUAGUUAAUGAAAAUUUGCUUGUAAAUGUGUAUAGUUGCAAAUCUGAAGAACAGGCUUAGCAUAUUAAUGUGUAAUAUAAAUCUACAUUUUUUACUUAAUAAUACUGAAAAUUAUUUACAUUGGCAAUUUUUAUGUAUAUAAUUAAUAAUAAUAUAUAGUAAUACAAUAUGUAAUAAUAUAAAGGUGAAAAAAGGAUUAAUUGUGAACUUCUGCUGUGAGAAUAUUAACUUUUAAGCACAUGAAGUGUCAAUGAAAACACAAAACACUUUCAGUCUCCACUUAAUUACAUUAAACUCAUACUCUUUGGCAUAUAUUUUUAUCUGACAUGUUGAUGCAUACAAUUCUCAGUAUGUAGUGCUUCAAAAUGUAUACUUUCUUGUACUGUAAGGGUUGCUUAAAGUUCUAAAUGGAACUUAUGGAGUGCUUUUAUUUCAACCACCUUUGCAAAUCUUUUUUUCAUUGCACUGCAACAACAGCACAUUAUGUCUUUUUCUUAACAUGUAA
Molecule: messenger RNA, 1474 nt
Organism: Gryllus bimaculatus (two-spotted cricket)
Lineage: Eukaryota; Metazoa; Arthropoda; Insecta; Orthoptera; Gryllidae
Source: the annotation of a GenBank genome assembly